Vitis riparia (riverbank grape) is the source of this 1619-nucleotide messenger RNA. Its product is annotated as probable beta-1,3-galactosyltransferase 12. Gene Ontology annotation, molecular function: hexosyltransferase activity. The record is from RefSeq and is a predicted model, not a curated record. Gene Ontology annotation, cellular component: Golgi membrane. Bases 111 to 1196 code for a protein of 361 amino acids. The transcript is spliced from 7 exons. Lineage: Eukaryota; Viridiplantae; Streptophyta; Magnoliopsida; Vitales; Vitaceae.
GGGGAAGAAGAAGGAGACGACCAACAGGUAAGACGGUUAUCUUCCCACAAAUCUAGGAGUCUGCUACUCUCAAUCGCCGUAGCCAUGAUCAAACCGUAAAUUCCUCCAAAAUGCCACGCGCCGCUUCUUUCCUCCCUCUCAACUCCUCCUCCGCAACCACUGCUACCACCUACUCCAAGGAUGAAAAGUCCAAAAGACCCUUACUCGCCACUUCGACAUCCAAUGCUCGCCUACCCCUAUUAGUCUUUUGCUUCAUCUCUCUCACCAUCGGCCUCGCCGGGACUAUCUUCGCCGUCUCCGCCCUCCGCCGCCCCCGACCCUUGCCCGUCUUCCGCUGCGGCCGCAUCCAGGACACCUUCCGUGCAUUCUACUCCCUUUCCAAUCCUCAGCCGGAUCUACUCGACCGCCCCAAAGUCCUCGGCUUUGUUGGAAUUCAGACAGGGUUCUCCUCAGCCAACCGCCGAUCUGCUCUCCGGAGCACCUGGUUCCCCUCCGAUCCCGAUGGGCUUCUCCGAUUGGAACAAGCUACUGGUUUAGCCUUUAGGUUCGUGAUUGGAAGGUCCAAAGAUGUGAAGAAGAUGGCAGAGUUGCAGAAAGAGGUGGAGAAGUACAAAGAUUUCAUGCUUAUAGACGUUCGGGAAGAAUACCUAAACCUCCCACACAAAACUUUGGCAUUUUUCAAAGCAGCAUUUGAACUCUUUGAUGCGGAUUAUUAUGUCAAAGCUGAUGACGACAUUUAUUUGCGUCCAGAUCGACUCUCCACCCUUCUAGCUAAGGAGCGAAGUCAUUCGCAAACUUACAUUGGGUGCAUGAAGAAAGGGCCAGUCAUCACUGACCCUAAAAUGAAAUGGUAUGAGAAAUCUGGACAUCUGAUUGGAAAUGAAUACUUCUUGCAUGCUUAUGGUCCUAUAUAUGUUCUAUCUAAGGAGGUGGUAGCUUCAUUGGCAGCUGCUAGAAAUAACAGUUUGAGAAUGUUUAACAAUGAGGAUGUCACUAUUGGAUCGUGGAUGCUUGCCAUGAAUGUCCAUCAUGAAGAUAACCGAGCAAUAUGUGAUCCUCGAUGCACACCAACAUCUAUUGCUGUCUGGGACAUCCCAAAAUGUUCAGGUUUAUGCAACCCAACCAGCAGAUUGAAGGAGCUUCACAAGAUGGGCAUGUGCUCUAAAAGCCCAACGCUGCCACCAGAUGAUAGGUAGUGUCCAUUUGGGCAGAACGUACUCUCCAAAUGCCUCUAAUCACCAAAUGGGCUGCUUCCAUUUUUCGGAUAUUUCAGUUUCUGGAAGAGCAAUCAGAUAGUUUGAAGCUAUCUUCAGAUGCAGUAAAGUUUUCUCAUACCACUCAGUAUCUUACAUUCAACUGUCACUGGAGAAACCAUGCAUUGUAGUUAACCAUUCUGUUCAUCUCCCCCAAGUGACAUGCCAUCUCUCCAUGUGGUUACUUGCAGAACAUUUGGAAUUGUAGAUGGAUAGGGUUUGUAUAUUUUUGAAUUGAAUAGUGUAUCUGAAUUUGUUGGGGCUGCAGAGUGAUUGAUUCUGUAUCUAAAAAUUUGUUUUAACAGGUCAUCUCUGGAUGUUCCUUGGAAAUAAAAUUAUUCUACUAUGCUUUUACAUGGAGUAUAA